GUUCGCUGUCCAUCAAACCAGGAAGUCUUGAAAUGCACCAGAUGUUGAGGAAUGAGUUAGGCAUCAGUCAUGAAUAAGAGGAGGUCCUGUGUCAUUGAUGUUGAAAAACCCUCUAAAACUCCUAGGACGGAGGGAAAAACGUGUGUUCAGGAUGAGAUGGAUGUUGAUGAAGAGGAUGGAGGCCAGCAAGACCAGCCGCUCUCUGCUUCUAGUGUUGGAGAUAUAGGUGUCAUUGAAAAUAUCACUUUGAAGAACUUCAUGAAUCAUAAUUUAUUUGGACCGUUCAGCUUCGGACCAAAUGUAAACUUCAUUGUUGGUAACAAUGGAAGUGGGAAAAGUGCCAUUUUGACAGCGCUUAUAGUGGGGCUUGGUGGAAAAGCAACCACAACCAACAGAGGAGCAUCUUUGAAGGGUUUUGUAAAAUAUGGAGAGAGCGCUGCAGAUAUUAAAGUGAAAUUAAAGAACAGAGGGAAGGAGGCCUAUAAGAUCGAGACUUAUGGAGACAGUAUCUGUAUCGAGCAUCGGAUCACAAGUGAUGGCUGCAGGACUUGUAAGAUUAAGAAUAAAACAGGGCACGUUAUAUCCACAAAGAAGGAGGAGUUAACUGCUAUACUGGACCAUUUCAACAUCCAGGUUGAUAAUCCAGUGUCAAUCCUCAACCAGGAAAUGAGUAAACAAUUCCUGCAUUCAAAAAAUGAGACGGACAAAUACAAGUUUUUCAUGAAAGCAACUCUUCUGGAGCAGAUGAAGAGGGAUUACAUUCACAUCAAACAGACUAAAGCCGUUACACGUGACCAGGUGGAAAGACAAGAGGAGUGUCUAAAAGACCUCAGGCAGUUGUUCUUGCAAAAGAAAGAGAGAUAUGAAUCUUUAUCAUCCCUUGACGAUCUGAGACGAACGCUGGAGGACCUGAAACAGAAGAUGGCGUGGUGUUUGGUGCGAGAGAUGGAAUGUCAAGUUGAACAGCUCAAGGAACAAAUCGAACGAGAAGAAUCUGAAUUUAAGCUCAAAGAAAAGCUGGAGCUUUGUCAGAACAAAGUUUCUGUUUCUGAAAAGAAAUCACAAGAAAUCCAACAAAAGAUUUGGAGGUUAACCGAAGAGCAGGACAGUUUGGCAGAAGAGAGUCGAAAAUUCAAGGAAGAAAUUAAAGUUAAAUCUAAAGCGCAGAAAAACCAGGAGGUGAUUUACGUCUGUGCUGAGAAUAAAUUGAAACAGUUAGAAAAGGAGCAAUGCCUGCUUCAGGACAGAAUUCACAAAAUAAAUCACAGUCUCAGAAGAAGCCAUGAGGCAGAGCAAAUGCAGCGUUUGAAGAAAAUAUCUGCCUUCAAAAAGCAGCUGGAGAAACUUGAGGCCGAGUCCAACGUGCUAAAUCAAGAGAUUAAAGACAAACAGCAAGCUCUUCUCAAAGGGAGAGAGGAGUAUGAUAAACUCAGCAUGGAGGAAAAAGAAAUCCAGGUAUGUCUGGAGUCCAAACUAAAGAGAAAAAAACAGCUCAUGGCCAGCAGGUCAAACAGAUUGAGACGGUUUGGUGACAGCAUGCCGGAGUUGUUGCAAUCCAUCGACAGAGCUUUUGCCCAGGGCCGAUUCAUCAAGAAACCAGUGGGACCACUAGGUGCGUGCAUCAGUCUGAAAGAUCCCAGUUUAGUUGUGGCUGUUGAGAGCUGCCUACGCAGUUUCAUGAAGACCUUCUGCUGCGACAAUUACAAGGAUGAGAAAGUUUUGCAGGAACUGAUGUCGCCGUAUUUUCCCAGAGGCAGUAGGCCUCAAAUAAUAGUGUGCCGUUUCACAGACCGCGCUUAUAAACUUCAAGGCCGUGGGGUCUGCCAUCCUGAGUUUCCAUCCGUGCUGGACGCCCUCAAUAUUGAGAACCCGGUGAUAACAAACUGUCUCAUUGACAUGAGGAGCAUCGAGAGUAUUCUGAUUAUCAAGGAAAAAGCUCGUGCAAGGAAAGUCAUGCAGGGGUCGAGACCUCCAAAAAACUGUCGCGAGGCCUUCACUGCCGAGGGCGAUCAAGUGUUCAGCAAUCGCUAUUACACUCCUGAAAAUGAAGUUCUGGUCAAGUAUCUUGGUGGCGAUCCAGAGGCAGAAAUCCGUUUGGUGGAGUCUGAGGUGGAGAAUAAUCAGGCUCAGCUCUCCAGAUUCCAGCUUCACUUGAGGUCAGUAAAGGAAGACAUUCAGUCCAUGGAGGAGAAACUGCGCAGUGUCAUCGUGACCUGCAAACAUAAUCAGGAAAAUAUCAAUAAGGUUAAAGCUUCUAUAACAGAGCUGGAGAACGUUGAAGAACCUCAAACUGAGGACAUCAGCUCGCUGGAAGAAGAUGCACGAGAGAACCAGCAGAAGAUUGAAUCGCAGAGGAGAACUGUGACGGACGCACAGAAAGAUUUGAAGAAACAUGAGAGAUCGCUCAUGAAUAUUAAUCAGCAAUAUAAAGAUGUGAAAAAUAAAAUGGAACGUCUAUCAGAUGAGGUGGAGCAGAUAAAGGAGGAGCAGGUGAAAGCCGAGUCUGAGUACAGUAAACUGGAUCAAACCAUGCAGAUCUUGACGAAGAAACUAAAGAGCCAUCAGGACAAUAUUCAAACCAUGAGAGCAGAAUUGUCUCUUAAAGAAGAGGAAACUCGGGCAUUUGAAGCCAAAGCCAAAGAAAUCUGUCCUGAGCGACCGCACGUGAAUCUGAGUACGAAAAGUAUUGACGUUGAGAUUACACGCCUGCGACAGAAGAUCAACUCGCACGAGAGAAACCACGGGGACAAGGAACAAGUCAUCCGAGAGUAUGCAGAGGCUCAUGUUAAUUACAAAAGCAAAUCCAACCAGCUGAGGGAUCUGAAGAAGUUUAUUGAUCGCCUGGACAACAUCAUGACAGAUCGACAGGCUCGAUACAAGAUAUUGAGACGAUCGCUUUCUGUAAGGUGUAAGUUGUAUUUCAACAACUUCAUGAUAAAGUUGCAGUGUUGUGGCUCCAUGAUGUUUGACCACAACAACGAAACGCUGUCCAUUUCGGUGAAGCCUCCCGGACGAGAGAACGACAGCGUGAGUGACAUGCGAUCUCUGUCAGGUGGGGAGCGUUCCUUCUCCACCGUCUGCUUCCUUCUGUCUCUCUGGGAAAUCACGGAGUCGCCCUUCAGAUGCCUGGAUGAGUUUGAUGUCUACAUGGAUAUGCACAAUCGCCAGAUUUCAUUGGAUCUGCUUCUGGAGCUGUCCGAACGUCAGCAGCUCAGACAGUUCAUCUUCAUCACACCUCAGAGCACCAGCAAUCUGCCUAAAAGUGCUCAUAUUAAAAUCCACCAACUUCAAGAUCCAGAACGAGACACAGAGGAGAAUGGACAUUAGGUACAGAAAUACUGUAGUGAUCGAUGUGUUGCUUUUAGAUUUGUUUUAUUUAUGUUCUUUGUUUAUUUAUUCAUAUGGAAGUUUUAUGUAAUUUUAUAGCGUUCAUGUGCCAUCAUUUGCUUGUUUUUAUCGGUCUGUGUGAAUGAAAUGAAGCGUGUUUUACCUCACAAUAUUAUUUCUGCUUCUCGCAAAAAACAAUUCAUGUCGAUCUCAUCUCUUGGCUGUUGAGUUUAUAUCCGUUAACACCUGUUCUUCAUCAUUCCUGUUUCUACAGAGUAAAUACA
Molecule: messenger RNA, 3611 nt
Organism: Paramisgurnus dabryanus
Lineage: Eukaryota; Metazoa; Chordata; Actinopteri; Cypriniformes; Cobitidae
Gene: smc6
Product: structural maintenance of chromosomes 6
Biological process (GO): double-strand break repair via homologous recombination
Cellular component (GO): Smc5-Smc6 complex; nucleus; site of double-strand break
Molecular function (GO): ATP hydrolysis activity; single-stranded DNA binding; damaged DNA binding
Source: RefSeq, a predicted model, not a curated record